Messenger RNA from Pelobates cultripes (western spadefoot toad), 361 nucleotides. The record is from the annotation of a GenBank genome assembly. NCBI's taxonomy places the organism in Eukaryota, Metazoa, Chordata, Amphibia, Anura, Pelobatidae.
AUGUCGGACCAACCAGAACCUGCAAUAUCAGCAGAAUUAAAAGCCUGGCUUCAAGCUGCAAUUGCAGACUCUAUCCCCAAAGCCUUGGCAGCAUUUCAUGACCAGACAGCCACUAUUGCCACCAUCUCGCAGUUGUCAGACUCUGAUGAUUCCAGGGUCUCUGACCAUGACGAAGCCCCAAGCAAACGCCCGUGGAAGGGUAACAGUGCUUCUGCUGGCAAAGCCCCAGCAAAGACAGCUAAAUUGUCUCAUGCCAAACCCACUUUGACCUCAGAAUCUGACCUCUUAAAGGAUUCAACCUCUGGCUAUCACCUACGAGUGAUAGACGAAUACAAUGCGUAUCCAGAGGAGGAUCUCCCAG